Molecule: messenger RNA, 1533 nt
Organism: Cicer arietinum (chickpea)
Lineage: Eukaryota; Viridiplantae; Streptophyta; Magnoliopsida; Fabales; Fabaceae
Product: probable xyloglucan endotransglucosylase/hydrolase protein 28
Biological process (GO): cell wall biogenesis; xyloglucan metabolic process
Cellular component (GO): cell wall; apoplast
Molecular function (GO): xyloglucan:xyloglucosyl transferase activity; hydrolase activity, hydrolyzing O-glycosyl compounds
Source: RefSeq, a predicted model, not a curated record
GAAUAUAAAAUAAGUUUGGUUUGUCUCUGCCUUUCUUCUCUCUAUUCGCCUCUCUCUAUCGCUUCUAGCUGUAUGUAGAACUACAACAACAUAUAUUCCAAACCUCUCUCUUUCCUUUUCUCCCUUCUUCAUUACCCUAUUUAUUUUCAUCCACCCCUUCUUCUUCUUCUUCUUCUUCUUCUUCAUAUAUAUACUUAUCUCCACUCAUUACAUUAAUCUUCUUCACUCUGUAAAACCAUGGGAUUCUCUCAAAUGGCUUCUCUCUUGUUGUGCUUUACCCUUUUUCUUUUAGCUUCUGCCUCUUCCAGAAAUUUGCCUAUUAUACCCUUUGAUGAAGGCUACACACCUUUGUUUGGUGAUAAUAACGUUUUCGUUCAUACAGAUGGCAAAUCGGUUCAUCUUUCACUCGAUGAAAGAACAGGUUCUGGAUUUGUGUCUCAUGAUCUUUACCUUCAUGGCUAUUUCAGUGCUUCCAUUAAGUUACCUGCUGACUACACUGCUGGAGUUGUGGUUGCUUUUUAUAUGUCAAAUGGUGACAUGUAUGAGAAGAACCAUGAUGAAAUAGACUUUGAGUUUUUGGGAAACAUUAGAGGCAAAGACUGGAGGAUUCAGACUAAUGUUUAUGGCAAUGGAAGUACCAGCAUUGGCAGAGAAGAAAGAUAUGGUCUCUGGUUUGAUCCUGCUGAGGAUUUUCAUCAGUACAGUAUUCUCUGGACAGAUUCUCUUAUUAUAUUUUAUGUGGAUAAUAUUCCUAUUCGUGAAGUUACGCGAACAGAAUCUAUGGGAGGAGACUUCCCCGCCAAGCCUAUGACUCUCUAUGCUACAAUAUGGGAUGCAUCCGAUUGGGCUACCAAUGGUGGAAAAUACAGAGUAAAUUACAAAUAUGCACCAUAUAUUGCUAAGUUCUCCGACCUUGUCCUACAUGGGUGUGCGGUCGAUCCAAUCGAGCAUGUUGCCAAGUGUGACACUGCUUCAGAUUCCAAAUCCGUUCCUUCUGGUGUUACACCAGUACAAAGAAUCAAAAUGGAGAACUUCAGGAAGAAGCACAUGACAUACUCUUAUUGUUACGACAAAAUCAGAUACAAAGCCCCUCCAUCCGAGUGUGCAAUCAAUCCUCAAGAAGCCGAAAGGCUUAGAAAAUUCGACCCUGUUACGUUUGGUAGUGGUCGUCAUCGUCAUGGAAAACGACACCAUCACAACCGAGGAAGCCAGGCAGAAGCUGUUUCAUUCUAAGAAGGUUCCAUACGAAGAUUAUUAUCAUCGCUGAUUCGGUUAUCGAUUACCUGGGUUAUUUUUUCUUUUCCUUUCUUUGUGAUGUAUAGAGAGAAAGGAGCACAGAAUUCAUGAAUAUGAUAGUUUUGAUAUGGUUCCUUUUGGUGGGGGGUAUGUAUAUAGUUCAUACCUUUAGGUUCCCAGGUAUUUUUGUUAUUCAUGUCUUGCACUUUACAAAUUAAAUCUGUUGAUUCCUGUAUUUAUAUUUAGACCAUACCUCAGGCUCAGGGUUUCAAUAAAUUAUUAUUUUAGCUUGAGUUA